Cooperia oncophora is the source of this 264-nucleotide messenger RNA. NCBI's taxonomy places the organism in Eukaryota, Metazoa, Nematoda, Chromadorea, Rhabditida, Trichostrongylidae. The record is from the annotation of a GenBank genome assembly.
AUGAAAGUGGAACCGUUAAUGAAGAGUAAAGACGAUGAAAUUCUUAAAAUGGAAAUUUUCGUGCUGAAGAAAAUUCAAAAUUCCCGUCAUGUUUGCCGAUGUUUAGCUUCGGGAAAAACCGAUUCUUAUACAUAUGUAGUGAUGAGUUUACUAGGAAAAGAGUUAUCCGAGAUCAGACGUCGCUUACCUAAUCGAAAAAUCAGCUUACCAUCAACACUAAGGAUAGCUAUACAAAUUGUCAGGGUAUGUUCGUUUUUUCGCUAG